CGCGUUUAUUGUCAUCUUUGCAGUAAAGCUGCGGUGCAUCAGGAACAGCUGACUAUGAACUGGGCGCUGGGAGGCUCAUGACAAGUAGGUUGAAGUAGGAGGAUGAGGUUGAUAGAUGCCCCAAGCAAGGACAUGGCGGACGAAAUGAAGAAAUACCUGCAACAAGUACUUUCCAAGUAAGUUUCAGUUCAGUGCUGAAUGCAGUACAAGUGUAUAUUAGAAUUUAUUGACGAUCACGAGGCUGUCCAAAGAGUAGAUGGUCUUCUGUGUAUACUGAUUACAGAUAGGGAUGGUGUACCUGUUUUGAAAGUUUCAGCAGACUCUGCCCCAGAACUUGCAAUGCGACCAAGUUUCUUAUCCACUUUUAGUAUGGCUACUGAGCAAGGAGGAAAACUUGGACUAGGGAAAAAUAAAUCCCUAAUCUGCAUGUACUCCUCAUACCAGGUUGUGCAGAUAAAUAAGUUGCCACUGGUAAUCAGUUUCAUUGCUACAAGCUCAUGCAACACAGGGCAUUUGCUUUCCUUGGAACACUCAAUUGAACCACUAUUGGGAGACCUGAAAUGCGCAGUAGCAGACUGAGUACCAUUCUGGGACUGACUGUGUGAUAAAUGUAUGCAUGUUGCAUGUAUUGUGUACAGCACUUUAUGAUACUGAAAUGUUAUGUUCCUUGUCCUGAAAUUUAUUUACACUGUUUAAAACCAAACUAUGUUUUUAAAAUAAAUAUUUCUCAAUUUUCAUAGUAAA
Messenger RNA from Schistocerca nitens (vagrant locust), 744 nucleotides. It is a transcript of the gene Lamtor3, whose product is annotated as ragulator complex protein LAMTOR3. The record is from RefSeq and is a predicted model, not a curated record. The transcript has 5 exons. NCBI's taxonomy places the organism in Eukaryota, Metazoa, Arthropoda, Insecta, Orthoptera, Acrididae. Gene Ontology annotation, biological process: positive regulation of TOR signaling; cellular response to amino acid stimulus. Bases 199 to 579 code for a protein of 126 amino acids. Gene Ontology annotation, cellular component: Ragulator complex.